UCACUUUGGUAACGUCACCAUUUCCGACGCACGUUGCUUGUUAGUUGUUUAGCAAUUAGCAGUGCGCAGCGAGAGUCACCGAUCUAAACAUGGCGAAUGGAUGCAAAGACGUGUUGUUUUCACGUGGAACUGGACAGAGUGACGAUUCUGAUAUAUGGGAUGACACCGCCUUGAUAAAGGCUUAUGACAAAGCAGUUGCAUCAUUCAAGACUGCCCUCAAGGGCGAAGACGAGCCAGAGGCUUCCAAGAAAAACCCGCCAGGAAAGAAACGCAAGAACAACAAAAAGAACCAGAGCAGGAAAAGAACAAAUGCGCCCCCAGACAAAGAAUGGCAGGUUGGGGACCCGUGCAGCGCAUACUGGUCAGAGGAUGGCCAGCUCUACGCAGCCACUAUCUCCUCCAUAGAUGAGGAGAGGGGCACUUGUGUCGUUGUGUAUACACAAUACGGCAACGAGGAGAUGCAGAACCUUGAAGACUUGCUUAUGGAGAUCUCUGAGGAUGAUGAAGAAAUGAAUACCAAGGUGAAAGCGGCAGAAUCAUCAACAGAGGAAAGUGACCGGUCCACCACACCAAACCACCACAAACCGCUCCACAGUAAACCUCAGAAAUCCAAGGCCCACAGAGAACCUCCUCCUAUGUGGGCCCCUGGUUUCCCAGGAUUUCCUCAAGGUGCACCUCCCAUGCAUGCUUCUAAAACGCAGAGAGGAAGCAAACGAUCUGGUGCUCACGGGCCUGUACCGCCUCCCUGGCCUCCAAUGAUGCCUUUUGGUCCUCCAAUGAUCCCUCCACCUCCGCCUAUGAGCCCUGACAUGGUGGAAGACGAGGCAUUGGGCAGCGUGCUCCUCUCCUGGUACAUGAGUGGAUAUCACACGGGAUACUACUUGGGGUUGAAACAAGGACGCAAAGAAGCUGGCAAUCGGACAAAGCUGCACCACAAAUGAAACUACCCGCUCAACAUUUUCUAAUCUUGAGUUUCUCAAGGCGUCCCCUGGUUCAGCAGCCGUUCUCCCUGUUGGUCCUGAUCUUUCUCUUAAACUAAGUGUACAUGCUUUGAGUUCAUGAAGACUCAAGGAGGAGCGUUUUUUGUAUUCUUUGUAAAUAGAUUAAAUAAAGGCUAUCUCAGCACAGUUGAUAA
Messenger RNA from Gasterosteus aculeatus aculeatus (three-spined stickleback), 1135 nucleotides. RefSeq names its product survival of motor neuron 1, telomeric (gene smn1). Gene Ontology annotation, molecular function: RNA binding. The record is from RefSeq and is a predicted model, not a curated record. Gene Ontology annotation, biological process: mRNA processing. Gene Ontology annotation, cellular component: cytoplasm; nucleus. Lineage: Eukaryota; Metazoa; Chordata; Actinopteri; Perciformes; Gasterosteidae.